Australozyma saopauloensis is the source of this 573-nucleotide messenger RNA. It is a transcript of the gene RPL9B, whose product is annotated as 60S ribosomal protein uL6. The coding region runs from base 1 to 573 and encodes 190 amino acids. NCBI's taxonomy places the organism in Eukaryota, Fungi, Ascomycota, Pichiomycetes, Serinales, Metschnikowiaceae. The record is from RefSeq and is a predicted model, not a curated record. Gene Ontology annotation, cellular component: cytosolic large ribosomal subunit; ribosome. Gene Ontology annotation, molecular function: rRNA binding; structural constituent of ribosome. Gene Ontology annotation, biological process: cytoplasmic translation. The transcript has a single exon.
AUGAAGUACAUUCAAACCGACCAAAUCUUGGAAGUUCCUGAGGGCGUUACCGUCACCAUCAAGGCCAGAUCUAUCAAGGUCACCGGUCCAAGAGGUGAGCUCACCAAGGACUUGAAGCACAUCGACGUUGCUUUCAGCAAGGUCAGCGACAAGGCCAUCAAGAUCACCGUCAUUAACGGUGACAGAAAGCACGUUGCUGCUUUGAGAACCGUCAAGUCUUUGGUUGCCAACUUGAUCACUGGUGUCACCAAGGGUUACAAGUACAAGAUGAGAUACGUCUACGCGCAUUUCCCAAUCAACGUUAACGUUGUUACUGUUGACGGUCAAGACUACGUCGAGAUCAGAAACUUCUUGGGUGAGAAGAGAGUCAGACAAAUCAAGAUCUUCGACGGUGUCACCGUUGAGCAAUCCACCACCCAAAAGGAUGAGUUGGUUUUGUCCGGUAACUCCUUGGAGGCUGUUUCUCAAAACGCUGCUGACAUCCAACAAGUCUGCAGAGUCAGAAACAAGGAUAUCCGUAAGUUCUUGGAUGGUAUCUACGUCUCUGAGCGUGGUUUGAUUAACAACGAGUAA